Messenger RNA from Talaromyces atroroseus, 870 nucleotides. RefSeq lists its product as hypothetical. The record is from RefSeq and is a predicted model, not a curated record. Bases 1 to 870 code for a protein of 289 amino acids. The transcript has 2 exons. NCBI's taxonomy places the organism in Eukaryota, Fungi, Ascomycota, Eurotiomycetes, Eurotiales, Trichocomaceae.
AUGCCUCUCAUCAAGGGCGCAUCGAAGACUCGGAGAGUCUUGAUGAGAUGUCAGCUCUCCAAGUACCAGAAUGUUAAGGCAGAGUCAGCAACAGCCCGUUCUGCUGGGGACGAAACAACAACAGCAUCACCACCAUCAACGAGAUUAUGUACUCCUUGCCCCUAUCCUACCACAUACGUGCCGAACAUAGACCAGUUCAGUGCACACCAGUACACCGAGCUAGCCUUCCAUUUCCAUGGCCUCAUCAAGGACUUGUGGCGAAAAGUCUGGUUUGGCCUGUAUCAAGUCCAGGACAAACACGGACCGAGUCACGCCAGCCAGAUUCGAAAGCUGUAUGCGGGUGCUGGAAUGGCCGAACUCCUCAGGAGCAGAAGUAACGGUAGCGGACGGCGACUGGAAGAUAUGUACAGACUGUUCUGGGGGAAAUGGGAAAUGAUCGGAUUGGGAGAUCUCUCGACGGCGCUUUGCGAGCAUGCCCGUGGCAGCAGUCACCACAACCGCCAGCCCGCCCUCGCACAGCUCAAGAUAUACGACGGUAUUGCCCUGGACAAUCUGCAGUACACCGUCAUGCUAUUAAAGGAAUACGAGCAUCAGGUGGAAGCGAUAUCGGAGCUGUACAGGUUCCUGCAACAGCAUCAGGCGGAUGAUACGACAGCAGAAGACCGCCGGCAAUCGACUGUGACUCAUCAGAUUUUUCUGCUGCGCGAGUUUCGACAGCGGGCAGACACUAUAGCGGCUGCGCUGGCUGACUUGGAUGGGCAGACGCUGGUUCUGCAGAGGGAUAUGGACAAUGAGGCUCGCGAGAUUCAUGGCCGACUAGAGGGGAUUGAGACGAUGGUCCUGAGGGAGGAAGUCCUGUCUCCGGAGUAG